AUGGCUGCUAUUUCGGCUAAGGGUGGGGCUGUGAGGGAUAGUGAAGAGGUGGAGGUGCUGGCUUGCCGUAAAGCUCUUUGCUAUAGAUGCAGGGUUUAUGGAGGUGAUUUUGGAAGAUCCUUUUCAGUCAAUUGUGUUAGGCGUAGUGCCAAUGGUGUUGCUCAUGCUUUGGCUAGAUUUGCUAGAUUAUCUGAUAAUGAAACUGUAUGGUUAGAGAAGAAUCCUCCACCAGCAGUUGAUGCUCUAGAUGCUUUUCCUCCUCUUGAUAAAGAUGCUGAGUAUCCUGAAUAUAGAUAUAAUAUUCAUAUGUGUGAUAAUUCUUAUCCAAAGACAGCCUCUUGGAAGGAGGAUACAGACUGCUGGUCAAUUCCAUCAUCACUCAGUAACUUCACACAAAUUACUUAUUUGGCUCUAGCAUCUAAUAGUUUCAGCGGUUUGCUUCCGUUGUCACUAUUCAACUUGCCCAAUCUCUCAACUUUAUACCUUCACAACAAUCAACUUGUUGGUCCCCUUCCUAAUCACAUAAGUGGGCUUUUGAAUCUAAAAGAUCUCUACUUAAGUUCAAAUUUCCUAAAUGGGACACUGCCAUCUUGGUUGUUCAGUUUGCCAUCUUUGGUGAAAUUAUAUAUUAAUGGUAAUCAAUUUAUUGGUGAGAUUGGUGAAUUCAAGUCCAAUUCAUUGGAGUAUCUUGAUUUGGGUUAUAAUAAGCUACAGGGCUCUAUACCUAGGUCAAUAUCUACAUUUGUUAACCUUACUUAUCUAUCUCUCUCAUCAAAUAAUUGGAGUAUUAUGUUGGAGUUAGAAAUGAUUUCAAAGCUCAAAAAUCUCUACUAUCUUGAUUUUUCAAAUAACUUAGUUAGCAUCAACAAUAAUGUCACCUAUACCCUGCCCAAUCUUUACACUUUGAACUUGUCUUCUUGCAACAUUAGUGAAUUCCCAAUUUUCUUGAGAACACCAACAAAUAUAGAAUUCUUAGACCUUUCUAAGAAUAGAAUUUAUGGUCAAGUUCCAAGAUGGUUGGGGCAUGUGGGGAGCGAUUCAUUAUAUUUUCUUGAUCUUCGCAACAACUUGUUUCAAGGACCAUUUCCCACUCUAAAUUUUCUUAGUAUACAAUAUUUGUUUGUCUCAAAUAACAAAUUCACUGGAGAAAUCCCUUCUUCAAUUUGCAACGCAAGUGCCCUUGACAUUCAAGACUUGUCUCAUAACAACUUAAGUGGCAUGAUUCCUAAGUGUUUGGUACACUCUAAUGUCCUCUCAAUGUUGGAUUUGCAAAUGAAUAUCCUUCAUGGUACCAUCCCUGCAACAUUUUCCACGAGAAAUAGAUUUAGGAAUAUUAACCUUAAUGGCAAUCAAUUGGAAGGGCCAUUGCCACAAUCUUUGGCAAAUUGUAGGAACUUGGAACUUGGAAGUUCUAGAUCUUGGAAGUAA
This is a messenger RNA of Quercus lobata, 1428 nucleotides long. RefSeq names its product receptor-like protein 39. Lineage: Eukaryota; Viridiplantae; Streptophyta; Magnoliopsida; Fagales; Fagaceae. The transcript has 5 exons. The record is from RefSeq and is a predicted model, not a curated record. Gene Ontology annotation, molecular function: protein binding. The coding region runs from base 1 to 1428 and encodes 475 amino acids.